Candoia aspera is the source of this 6086-nucleotide messenger RNA. RefSeq lists its product as uncharacterized. NCBI's taxonomy places the organism in Eukaryota, Metazoa, Chordata, Lepidosauria, Squamata, Candoiidae. The record is from RefSeq and is a predicted model, not a curated record. The transcript has 13 exons. The coding region runs from base 266 to 3478 and encodes 1070 amino acids.
UUUCUAAGGGAAAUGAGAAGACUGUAAAGGGGAACUUUUAAUGCAUGUAAUUCCAGAAUAGUGCUAAACUUCCUUUUCACUCCUCAUUCGAUUUGAGGCCUCUAUAUCUUUGUACAUCAUCACUGGUUGCAAUGACGGGGUAGCUUUGUCACUUGGAACCCCACUUGCUGUUUUUCCCAUUUAUUUUCUCUUCUAUUCUGUUCAGACCUCUUUGGAAAGUGGACCAGAGUGUUUGGCUUCUGGAGAAUAGCUUGUCUCUGCAGUCAUGGGAUCUGGCUUGAUUGGUGCCUUUGUGUUCCUUCUGUGCAUGUGGCUAUGUGACAUGAGUUCCCAGAACCUCAUCAAGGACCAGAAGAACCAAAAGAUGGAGCCAACACUCCUGAUUAAUGAGGUCAAUGCAGAUAAUCCAGGAGAAGACACCAUGGAGUAUUUGGAACUGUAUCAUAUCAGUGGACAAAGAGUUGCUUUGGACAGAUAUCAUGUAGUCUUCUACAAUGGAAAGGGAAACAUGGCCUACCAAGUCAUAAAUCUUAGUGGCUUUUUCACAGAUGACCAGGGUUUUCUCCUGAUUGGGUCUGGCAGUGUUAUCCCAAGGCCAACUAUAAUCCUCUCAAAGAGCACAAUCCAGAAUGGACCAGAUGCAAUUGCUCUCUAUUUUGGGAGAACAGACUUGUAUCAAGGCAUGCCUGUCGACAGUGAAGGCCUGGUGGAUGCUUUGGUGCAUAAAUCUAAUAAAAGGGACAAAGCAUAUGAGUUGGUUCGUGUUCUGACCCCUGGCACAGAACCCUUCUUGGAGGACCCUUUAUUCUGGACCAUUGAUGAGUCUCUGGAGAGGUGCCAAGGGAGGGAUUCCCAGAGAUUCUUCCAAGUAGGGAUGCCAACCCCAGGCUCCGAUAACCACUGUAUUCCUUUCUCACAGUUGAAUGCAUCUUUUUUGCUGAUCAAUGAAGUUAAGCUGGUAUUCUCCCCUGGAGACUUUGAGUUUGUAGAGCUCCAAGGUCCCCCUUCCACAGAGGUGAAGGACCUGGUGAUGGUGCUGAUUGAAGGAAGUACACAAAAGAUCUACUUUGUCAUGGAAGUGAAGGGUGAAACUUCUCCCGAUGGGUUACUUCUGUUGGGUUCAGGACCGUCCAAAAUUCCAGGGGGUGCAGAUCAUCUGCAGUUCCCCCAGAAUUCCAACACCCCCCUUCUCAAAGCAGGCACCCAUGCCGUUGCCCUGUACAGGGGAACCAUCAGCCACUUCAUGGUGGGCUCCACUGCGGCAUCAGCAUCAACCCUUCUGGACGCCUUGGCAUACACAACACUUGAACAGCCAGAUUCACAACUGCAGGACAUCUUGACUCCUGGGAGGCCUCCCUUCUACAUGAGCACACAAACCCAGCAGGAUGGUGCAUCGGUGAGCCGGUGUGUCUGCUGCUCCAUCACCCGGGAUCCUUCCACCUAUGCCCUUGCCAAGCCUACACCUUUGCAAUUCAACGAUUGCCCGAAAAAGCGCUUUAGCCGAAACAUUUCCCUGUGUUUUCAAGUAGUAGAUUGCCAGCGAAAAGAUCAGGACGAAAGUGUGAUACUGGGAGUUUUGGCCCAGUCUUUGGAGAAACGAUGCAACUGCAGUCUUUCUCCUGCUUAUUUCAAAGAUCCUGUUUUAACAUGUGAAGGUGGAAAAAUUAUUUUCAUGGCACUCCUGAGCGCCCGAUCAGCAGAGCAGCUGGACCGCGAGAUGCAGGCCCUCUUAACUUUGGUGAAGAGUGAGGAACUGAUGCACUUUGGAAACCAGAACACCAGCAUAGCGAUUCAGACUUGUUCAAGUGAUGCAAAUGGGACAGACACACCUCCAGGGCUAACAUCGGAAAACCCAAGGACAACUAGAGAACCUCCAGCCCUGGAGCUGCUUAUCAAUGAAGUGAACGCAGACAAUCCUGGAGCCCGAGAGGACACGGAAUACGUUGAGUUGUUCUACCCGGGACAAGCACCAUUUUCACUCGAGAGCUACUGGCUUGUUCUCUACAACGGCAAGAACAACUUAGCUUAUAAAGUCUUGAACCUGACAGGCUACUGGACCAACGAGUGGGGCUACUUCCUUGUUGGGAGUGGUGGAGUGAUCCCCAAGCCCUCACUUGUUUUGCCAGAUGCCACCAUCCAGAAUGGUGUAGACGCUGUGGCGCUCUACCGCAACCCCAACCCUGUCUAUAAAACCAACAUGCAGGUGACUGUUGAUGGGCUGAUUGACGCUGUAGUGUACAGAGCCCGGGGUUCAGAGAAGGCUGACAAGCUUGUGUCUCUUCUCACUCCGGGGCAGAAUGUCCUCCAUGAAAAUGAUUCUCAUAGCACCGAAGACGAGUCCAUCAGCCGAUGUCUCAGCCUGAAGCCUAGAGACUCCAGGAGCUUCCAGGUGACUCUAACAACGCCUCUUCGUGAAAACGCUUGCGUGUCCUUUAACCUGAAUUCCACAGAGGAGGUGCUCCAUAAUUCUUCCACUGUCAUCAACGAAGUGGGCGUGGCCAACGACUCAUUUCCGUACAAGUUCAUUGAACUGAAAGGGAAGCCGGGAGACAGCUUAAAAAAAUACACAUUGCAUUUCUUCUCUGGAGAUCAUCACUGGCCGUACACCAGCAUCCACCUGCAAGGCGAAUUUGGGAGCAAUGGCCUCUUUGUUGUCAUGCCAGGACACAUGUCCCCAGGUGGUAAGGCUAAUGAGCAGCUGGUGAUGCCCUCUCUCUGGAAUCACCCAUCCUCGAAGCAGGAGACCAUAACUGUGGGCAUAUUCAGCCAUAAAGUGCGGCUUCCUUAUGGCACUCUGAACAUUGUACAGAAAGCAGAAGAUAUUUUAACGUGGAGGCCUGGGAUAGUCCCUCAAAUCUCCUUUAUACCUGGGAAAAGAGAAAGAGUGUGGUCUCUCAGUCGCUGCCCUUUCUGCAGGGAAGGCUUUCUCAUCUCUGACCCCACCCCAGGCUUGGAGAACAGCUGUCCUCAGAAGCCUCUGUCCUUGGAUCUUGGAAUGUGCCUGCUGACACCUAACUGUUCCUUCUGGUUUCAAAAUCCACAGCUACAAGCUCGCUUCUGGCAAACGCUAGUGAGAUCCAUGGAAGACAGCUGUUCAUGUGGGAUCUCUUGGUGCUCUCUGCAAGGACUGAAUUUUACCUGCUCUAACACCACACUGGAACUCUCUGGUCAGGUGUGGGCCAGGUCACCGGAACAGCUGCAGCUCCUUAGCCAGUGGCAAUUGAAUUUCUCCUUAAGUCCCCACCCAUUUUCUGUGGAUGGGAUAUUGCUCAAAGCUAACACACCCUGUACAUCUUCCAGUGAAGGAGUACCAGUAUCUAAAGCUUCACUUCAAACCUGGGAAAUUGCUCUCUGGAUCUUGGGUUCCGUCUUGCUAAUACUGCUGUUAAUCGGCGUAACCUUAUAUUGUAUGAAAAGACCACAGAAUUACAACAAUAUUGAACUGAACGAUCGCUGCGAGAUUAUGUCAGACAUCUGAUUCUCCCAGGAUGAGUCUCCUUGGGAAAAGGAUUUUUGGAUCUAGUGAAGAGGCAAAUCGCAGAGGAACUUUCCAGCCAAGGGAUCAAAAUCCUGGGUGUAUUCGUUUUGAGGCUGAUGUUUUUGUUCUUCCAUGGGGUGUGCGAAACCUACCUCUUUGUUUCUACAGCGUCUCUCACUGCCAUUAUGCAUUGGGUGAAAAAUUGGUGGGGUGCCUUGACAUUUCCUCCACCCACCAUGAAAAAAAAUGUGUAGGCAGAGUUACUUUUUUCCACCCCCUAAUUUAGAGAGCCAAUUUGGUGUCGUGGUUAAGGCCCCAGACUGGAAACUGAGAGACCGUGAGUUCUAGUCCUUUUAGGGACAAAGCCAGUUGGGUGAUCUGGGCCAGCCACCCUCUCUCAGCCCUAGGAAGGAGGCAAUGACAAACCACUUCUGAAAAACCUUGCCAAGAAAACUGCAGGGACUUUUCCAGGCCGUCUCCGAGAAGUGGACACAACUGAACGGAGAAAAGGAUAUGAAGGGGGGUUAUUGCUCAGCGGUAAAGCACUUUCUUUGGAGGCAGAAGACCUCAAAUUCAAUUCUAGUAGAUCUGAGAUAUUUUUUUCAGAGAGGAAAGGUUGAGGAGUGGGGGAAGACCUGCCUGAGUUGGCUCAUCUUUACAGAUUGUUCAUCUGAUCUAAGGUAGCUUCACUCCGCCUGAGCAAUGGACAGUCUUAGUUGUCAUGGGUGUUGCCAGUGGCAAUGAAUGCCCCAAAGGUGCUUGUGGAAGGGGACCUAUCUUAGGGGAGGGUGCCUGCUUUCCAUUCAGGUUCAUUUCCUAGUUCAGGAAAUAGGAAAGAUCAGUUUAGGCACAGUUUCACGAAGCGUUGGUUCAGUUCACAUCUUGAGCUACGGGCAAGGAAGUGACUAGACACAAGGCAGGUUCCUGUGGUCCCCUCCCUCUUUUCAAACAACAAAAGUCAGUGUCCAAGCAAAUGAAACAAAAGAAGUCUUCCUUGUCCAAACAUUCCAUUCUUCCCCAGAAUUAAACGGAGGGGCUUGUAUACUUAAAAUUUGUUUGUAAUCUUAACAUUACUUACAUAGCUACAAGCUUGGCAGACUUGAAUGUCUUGCUCGCACUACGGCAAAAAUAAGAAUUAAAAGCAAUGACACAAGGAGAAGAUAGUGUAAAUCGUGAUGGUGCUCUCCUGCAGGGGCAGAGCCCAAUUUUAGCAUCCCCCAAAUGCUCUCUUCCAGAGCCAACUUCUCAUGUCUCUACAGAAGGGAAUAUACUUCUUCUGUUUCUUCUGCCCUGAGCCUAUGCGUAAGCUCUCCAAGAUAGGCCAGGUGAGCAAACAGACACCCACAAGCAAUAGCAGAACUCUAUUUUAUUGAUAUAGGCCAGUGUUUCUCAACCUUGGCAACUUGAAGAUGUGUGGACUUCAAUUCCCAGAAUUCCCCAGCCCAGAAUCCCCCCCAUGGCUGGCUGGGGGAUUCUGGGAGUUGAAGUCCACACAUCUUCAAGUUGCCACGGUUGAGAAAUAUUGAUAUAGGCAAUAGUAGCAGAAUCUUGGAAGCCUCCCUCUUAUACCAAAGAGAGUCAAGAUGGGACAAUCUUGAGUUUCUUUCUCAUGCUUUCCUGGUUUCCUGGGCUAAGCUCAUGUUUUGCUAACCGUUUCUGCAUAUCUUCUCCGAGGUCAUUUGCUGGGCUCCUCUACACUAUGCCACCUCCCAUACUGUUUGAUAAGUUUUUUUUUCUGAUGAAUGUGUACAAAGAACAGUGACCACUUGAAAAUUGACUUUUGAAAUCAACAGCACUCUCCAACACUCUGCAUAUUCUAGGGGAACAAGAACUCCCUAAGAAAUGCCAAACCAUUGCAGAGGUUCUAAACAACCAUUUUCUUUAGCAAAGCUAGGAGGCUACAGUAAGUUAUUAGUUUCUUGCAUCUGGGGCAGGCCUAGAACCAGCAUCUGAUGAAUAUAGAAGACUUACCGAGGGGAUUGAUCAAAGAACACAAUCUACCUUUCCAUGCCGAACUUCCAUGCAACUUCGGCAAGUGGAAAGUAACUCAAAACGGUACAGGGUGGUGCUCCAAGUACUUAUUUUCAGUAUUAGAACUGGAGCUUGACACACAUACCUUGCCCCUAGUUGUAUUCCUAAUCCCAAAGGUCUUUGAUUUCCAAGGGGUUCUGCAAGGUGUGUUGCAUAUUAAAAGCAGGCAGAGCUUCAGCUGCACCACCACAGCUGCACCUUGACUGCUUUGAACAUUCCCGGCAGAUACCCCUGUUGAUUCAGUUGCUUAGUUUGGGGAGAGGGUGGGAAUGCGAUCCCUCACAACCAUCUUACGUUUUUUUCCAUUUUUUAAAUCGUAGCGUUUUCUUGGCUUUUCCGGUUCUGGUAUUAUGGGAGCUGUGGAAUGAAUGUUUAAGGGUUUAUUAAUUCUUCUUUGUCCUCCGAUCAUGGGGGUUUUAUUAUGUUUGCUUUUGUUGUCCUUAGCGUGGAAAUUUAUUUUUACUGUUUGCGGUCGAUCGUAUUUUAUUGUGUUGUAAGCCGCAGGGAAUCAGAAUGAUUGGGCGGCGUGCCAACUGAAUGAAAAAUAAAUAAAAUAAAAAGUUGGAGUCCAAAACCA